UACCUUGUUCCAGCCUCACAUCAUCUCCAGCAUCCUCUAACAUGGCUCCUUCAGCAGACAAUAUUAAUUUAGUUGUUUCCAAGAAUAUUAAGCUCGAGAGAAUGUUUAGCAUGAAAGGUGGCAAGGGAGAGGCUAGCUAUGCCAACAACUCCCAAGCUCAGGCUCAACAUGCAAGAUCAAUGCUUCACCUUCUGAGAGAAACCCUAGAUGGAGUCGAAAUAAAUAAAGUUCCCUGCUUUGUGGUGGUGGACUUGGGAUGCUCAUGUGGAAGCAACACUAUAUACAUGAUUGAUGUCAUCGUAAAACACAUGAUCAAGCGCUUUGAGGCCUCCGGCGUGGAGCCGCCGGAGUUCUCGGCUUUCUUCUCCGACCUCCCUUCUAACGACUUCAACACUCUCUUCCAGCUCCUACCUCCUCUGGCGAACCAUGGAGGCAGCAGCAUGGAGGAGUGCCUGGCUUCCGAUGCGCACCGCUCUUACUUUGCCGCCGCGGUUCCAGGUUCUUUUCACCGUCGUCUUUUUCCCUCGGCUUCCGUCGACUUCUUCUACUCGGCUUUCUCUUUGCACUGGCUAUCGCAGGUACCGGAGAGUGUGAUGGACAAGAGAUCAGCGGCAUACAACGAAGGGAAGGUAUUCAUACAGGGCGCCAAAGAGAGCACAGCGGUGGCCUAUAGAAAGCGGUGGCAGUCUGAUUUAAGUGACUUUUUGUCGUCAAGAAAAUGCGAGAUGCGGAGAGGGGGUUCCAUGUUUCUGGUCUGCCUGGGCCGCACCUCCGUGAACCCCACCGACCAAGGUGGGGCCGGCCUUCUUUUCGGGACUCACUUUCAGGACGCUUGGAAUGAUCUUGUUCUUGAGGGCCUGAUUAGUACCGAAAAAAGAGACAGCUUCAACAUUCCAGUGUACGCGCCAAGCCUCCAAGACUUCAAGGAAGUGGUGGAGGCCGAGGGCUCAUUCGCCAUCAACAAGCUGGAAGUAUUCAGAGGAGGAAGCCCCCUCGUCGUAAGCCAACCUGAAGACGCCAAUGAAGUUGGCCGCGCCUUAGCCAACUCUUGCAGGAGUGUCUGUGGUGUACUAGUUGAUGCACACAUUGGUGAGUCCCUUAGCCAUGACCUCUUUUCCCGGGUCCAAAGCCGAGCCACGGCUAGUGCUAAUCAGAUUCUGGAGCAGUUACAGUUCUUUCAUAUAGUGGCUUCGCUUUCUUUUACAUAACUAUAAACAACAUACACUUUUCAGUUUGCUGCUUAAUUGUAAUUGCGUGGUUUAACUCUUACUUAUUGUAAUUGGGUAAAAUAAAGCUUGUUAGAAACCCGUAGAUCGGUUACAUCACUUACUUCCUCUUUAGCUCUUUCUGUGUAAUCGAUCAGUGAUAUCAGUUUAUGUAUCUGAUAUAUAAAUUGAAGAAUCAGUAUCCUCUCCUUCCUUAGAGACA
This is a messenger RNA of Daucus carota subsp. sativus, 1428 nucleotides long. Its product is annotated as indole-3-acetate O-methyltransferase 1. The coding region runs from base 42 to 1208 and encodes 388 amino acids. The transcript has 4 exons. Gene Ontology annotation, molecular function: S-adenosylmethionine-dependent methyltransferase activity. The record is from RefSeq and is a predicted model, not a curated record. Gene Ontology annotation, biological process: methylation. NCBI's taxonomy places the organism in Eukaryota, Viridiplantae, Streptophyta, Magnoliopsida, Apiales, Apiaceae.